Phycomyces blakesleeanus NRRL 1555(-) is the source of this 690-nucleotide messenger RNA. RefSeq lists its product as hypothetical. Gene Ontology annotation, biological process: nucleosome assembly. The record is from RefSeq and is a predicted model, not a curated record. Bases 1 to 690 code for a protein of 229 amino acids. The transcript has 7 exons. Gene Ontology annotation, molecular function: histone binding; chromatin binding. Gene Ontology annotation, cellular component: nucleus; chromatin. Lineage: Eukaryota; Fungi; Mucoromycota; Mucoromycetes; Mucorales; Phycomycetaceae.
AUGUCUGCACUCGACGAAAAGACCGAAGAAGCUCUCAUGAAGCUUAACGAGGAAACCGAGAAGGUCAACGAGAAGGUCCAGGCCUAUUCACGCAAGCUUAUGAGACCCACAUGGGAUAAGCGUCGCGAAAUUGUUAAGAACAUUCCUGACUUCUGGCCCACUGCUGUUGGAAACUGUCCUUUGUUCAGCAACAACACCAACGAAGAUGAUUUGGCGGCUGUCAAGAACUUGACUGACUUGAACGUUGAGUAUGAUGAAAAGAACCCCCACUAUCGCAAAGUAACCGCAACCUUUAAGAAGAACGAUGUCUUCAAGAACGAAAAGAUGGUCAAAGAGUUUGUAAUUGGUCCCGAUGAGGAUGAGAUCCUAUCAAAAACCACCAUUGAGUACCAUUCUGGCAAGGAACCUACCAAGAAACGUAAGCACGCUGAGGAAGUUGAAGGUGAGGAAGAUGAAUUGCCUCAGAUGUCCUUCCAUGAAUGGUUUGCCGACGAAGAGAACCGCCCAGGCUUCUUCAUCUCUGAGGAUAUCUUCCCUAAUGCCAUUGACUUCUUCAACGAUGAUGUUAGCGAUGGUGGAGAAUAUGAUGAUGAAGAUGAAGAUGAAGGCGAAUACGACAUUGGUGAAUCAGACUCUGAGGUGGAAGAGGAGAAAGAUACUGCCAAGCAGCACAAGAAGGCCAAGAAAUAA